CCUCCCCUCCGCCAUGGCGGCCGAGAGCGGCAGGCAGUUCUGGAAGCGGAGCGCCAAGCUGCCGGGCAGCAUUCAACCUGUCUACGGAGCACAGCAUCCUCCGCUGGAUCCCCGGCUCACCAAAAACUUCAUCAAGGACCGCUCCAAGGCCAACGCACUGCCUAUGAAAAGCAAGAAGGCCUCCAGCUUUCACGAGUUUGCCCGCAACACCAGUGAUGCCUGGGACAUCGGUGAUGACGAAGAUGAGGACUUCUCUUCCUCCUCUUCUUCUUUGCAAACUCUGAACUCUAAAGUGGCCAAGGCCACGGCAGCCCAGGUUCUGGAGAACCACAGCAAGCUGCGGGCAAAACCCGAGCGGGCCCAGUCCGCUCUCAGCGACAUGCCCACCAACUGCAAGGUCAUCAAGUCCAGCAGCGAGGCCCAGCUCUCCAGGACAUCUGAGGAGGCCUGUGUGCGGACCCCCCUUCAGAAGCAGCAGUCCCUUCCCCUUCGGCCCGUCAUUCCGCUUGUCGCCCGAAUCUCUGACCAAAAUGCUUCGGGUGCUCCCCCCAUGACGGUGAGGGAGAAAACCCGCCUGGAGAAGUUUCGGCAGCUCCUUUCCAGCCACAACACGGACCUGGAUGAGCUGAGGAAAUGCAGCUGGCCUGGUGUGCCCAGAGAGGUCCGGCCCGUGACGUGGCGUCUCCUCUCAGGUUAUCUCCCCGCAAACAUGGAGCGGCGAAAGCUGACUUUGCAGCGUAAGCGGGAGGAAUACUUUGGCUUCAUCCAGCAGUAUUACGAUUCCCGGAAUGAGGAACACCAUCAAGACACCUACCGACAGAUCCACAUCGACAUUCCAAGGACCAACCCACUCAUCCCCCUCUUCCAGCAGCCGCUCGUCCAGGAGAUCUUUGAAAGAAUCCUGUUUAUCUGGGCCAUUCGACACCCAGCCAGCGGCUAUGUACAGGGAAUCAAUGACCUGGUCACUCCGUUCUUUGUUGUGUUCCUCUCUGAGUAUGUUGAAGAGGACGUGGAGAACUUUGACGUGACGAACCUGUCGCAGGAUGUUUUACGGAGCAUCGAAGCCGAUAGCUUCUGGUGCAUGAGCAAGCUGCUGGACGGGAUACAGGAUAACUACACCUUUGCACAGCCGGGGAUCCAGAAGAAAGUCAAAGCCCUGGAGGAGCUAGUCAGCCGGAUCGAUGAGCAGGUACAUAAUCACUUUAGGAAGUACGAGGUCGAAUACCUGCAGUUUGCCUUUCGCUGGAUGAACAAUCUGCUUAUGAGGGAGCUGCCUCUUCGCUGCACCAUCCGCCUCUGGGAUACCUACCAGUCGGAGCCAGAAGGAUUCUCACAUUUCCAUCUGUACGUCUGCGCCGCCUUCUUGAUCAAGUGGCGGAAGGAGAUCCUAGAUGAGGAAGACUUCCAAGGCCUUCUCAUGUUGUUACAAAACCUGCCCACGAUACACUGGGGUAACGAAGAAAUUGGACUCCUGCUCGCUGAAGCCUACAGACUCAAGUACAUGUUUGCAGAUGCCCCCAAUCAUUACCGCCGAUAGGUGCCAGGACUCGACUCCCUCCUCUCCCCCAUGCCCACCUCCUCGUCCUGGCCCGAUCUGAUCACUGUGGCAUUUUUGUCGUCCCAAGUCCUCGGACACUCCGGCCGGGAGCUGCUCCUCGCUGUACAAAGCUCACAUCGACUCUUGUCUUAACUCUUAACGUGUGCCUGUCUGCCACUCCAUGCGCCUGGAUGUGCCACUCCAACAACCGUCAGUAUUUCACGCCGUGCCGGUGGCUCGAGUCAGGGAGAGAGGCUUGAAGGGGCUGCGGGAGGACGUGGGGGGGCAGCUUUACAGAUAAACUGAGCCGAGGACGAAGCCCUCCUCUCCUCUCCACUCCCUGCCCUGGGCUUGUCCGGCUGGGACCACCUUGGCUUUGCUGCCUCGUGCCACCACGUGCGCUGCCCCGGCUGCUCCCUUCUCUCUUCUGACGCCGUUCGCUCCAACUCCCAGAUGAAAAUGCCUUAUCAGAGACCCGCCUGGCCGGAAAAUCCUUCCCCCCCCGAGGGCGGCAGGGCAAGAAGUUUCUCUCAGGGCCUAGCUUCGCUCCGAGGGUCCGGAGACCCCAAGCACUUUUGUGGGUUCACGAGAGAGCCCCUCGCGCCUGCCCUCUCUCCUUCUCUCCAUCCUCUUCGCCUCCCUCUCCCCCAGGGCAGCGAGGUGGGCACGGCGGGCUGGGGGGAUUCUACCCGUGGUUCGAACGAUGCGUGCCAGCUUGACGGGACUUUUGGUGACUGAUGUGCUGUCGGUACAGCCCCCUCCGGCGCGGGGGGGAGGCGCG
Messenger RNA from Gymnogyps californianus (California condor), 2318 nucleotides. RefSeq names its product TBC1 domain family member 22B (gene TBC1D22B). Gene Ontology annotation, molecular function: GTPase activator activity. The transcript is spliced from 13 exons. The record is from RefSeq and is a predicted model, not a curated record. Bases 14 to 1537 code for a protein of 507 amino acids. NCBI's taxonomy places the organism in Eukaryota, Metazoa, Chordata, Aves, Accipitriformes, Cathartidae. Gene Ontology annotation, biological process: activation of GTPase activity.